AUGGCUGCCAACGAAGCUUCGAUCGAGUCGGACAAGAUCACUGCCGUUCAAGGUAGUCCAGUCUCAGGCGCAAGUACGCCCUACCAUUCUUCAGACCUCGACGAUGACUACCAUCUAUACAAGCGUAGCGAUGAUCAGGAGAUGGACCCCGUGGAGUCCAAAAGAGUUCUCCGCAAGCUAGAUUUCCGGAUCGUGCCUAUCCUCUUCCUGAUCUAUUUGAUGCAAUAUCUCGACAAGAACGGCAUCAACUAUGCCAGCGUUUAUGGGCUGCAGGACGGCACGAAUCUGCACGGCCAAGACUACUCCUGGCUCGGAUCAAUCUUCUACUUUGGUUAUUUAUGGGCGCAGUACCCUGCCGGCUAUCUCCUGCAACGACUCAGGGUUGGAAAAGUGAUUGGGAUAACGACAAUCUCAUGGGGCAUCAUCUUGAUCACCACGCCGGCUUGCACCAGUUUUGCGGGAAUUGCCGUCAACCGGUUUCUGCUGGGGUCUUUCGAGGCAGUAGUGAAUCCGGGGUUUAUCCUCAUAAUGAGCAUCUGGUACACGACCUUAGAACAACCUUUGCGACUGGAGGCAUACUACUGCACGAAUGGUGUCGCAACCAUGUUUGGAGGCCUGAUCGGAUAUGCCGUCGGCCAUAUCACCACGGGCUUGCCACGCUGGAUGUAUGUCUUCAUCAUCUUCGGCAGUAUCAGCAUUGCUCUAGGCAUACUUGCCCUCGUUUUCCUCCCAGAUCAGCCAUCUACUGCCAAAUUUCUCAAUGAUGCCGAAAAGGUCAUCGCUGCGAAAAGAGUCUCGGCCAACCGGCAGGGAAUCAAAAACAGCCAUUUCAAGCGUUACCAAGUGAUCCAAACCGUCACAGAUCCGAAGACGUGGAUUCUCUUCGUCAUGGCGGUGGGUGCACAGGUCCCCAAUUCUGCCAUCACCCAAUUUACGUCGCUCGUCAUCAAGUCUUUCAACGUCGACACACUUGGUACCCAGUAUCUACAGAUCCCAGGUGGAGGAGUUCAAUUUCUCGCCCUCCUGGGUGGGGGCAUCAUCUGCUCGAGGUGGCCGAAUCUCCGUUGCCCAACAAUGAUCGUCGCCAACACGAUCUGCAUCAUUGGAGCAUCGCUACUUGUCGGUUUGCCUAACAGCAACAAAUGGGGCCGACUAGUCGGUCUCUGGCUUUGCUAUUUCCAGGGUCUCGGAUUCAGCAUGAGUCUGACCAUGAUCAGCUCGAACAUUGCAGGGUAUACAAAGAAGCAACUCACAGCGGCGAUACUGUUCACGGGCUACUGCGUCGGCAACAUCAUCGGGCCCCAGACCUUCAAAUCGAGCGACGCUCCGGCAUAUCACUCGGCCUAUGUCGCGAUGCUGGUCGGCUAUAUCAUCAAACUGGUGUCGAUCAUUGUUUUGUACAUUUAUAUGUACCUUGUGAACAAAAAGCGGGACCGCGAGGCGGCCGCAUCUGGUGUGGUCGAUCUGGACGAGGAGAAGGAAGCCAUUGAGCGCGGUAUGCACGAUGUUACCGAGCUUGAUAACAAGGGCUUCCGGUAUUCACUGUGA
Messenger RNA from Cladophialophora yegresii CBS 114405, 1548 nucleotides. RefSeq lists its product as uncharacterized. Gene Ontology annotation, biological process: transmembrane transport; dipeptide transport; allantoate transport. The coding region runs from base 1 to 1548 and encodes 515 amino acids. Gene Ontology annotation, cellular component: plasma membrane. Gene Ontology annotation, molecular function: dipeptide transmembrane transporter activity; allantoate transmembrane transporter activity. The transcript has 3 exons. Lineage: Eukaryota; Fungi; Ascomycota; Eurotiomycetes; Chaetothyriales; Herpotrichiellaceae. The record is from RefSeq and is a predicted model, not a curated record.